Diachasmimorpha longicaudata is the source of this 956-nucleotide messenger RNA. RefSeq names its product probable RNA-binding protein EIF1AD. The coding region runs from base 167 to 646 and encodes 159 amino acids. The transcript is spliced from 3 exons. The record is from RefSeq and is a predicted model, not a curated record. Gene Ontology annotation, cellular component: nucleus. Gene Ontology annotation, biological process: translational initiation. Gene Ontology annotation, molecular function: translation initiation factor activity; RNA binding. NCBI's taxonomy places the organism in Eukaryota, Metazoa, Arthropoda, Insecta, Hymenoptera, Braconidae.
UCCGUCGGUAAGUAAGUAACCAUGGAUCCACAGCGAAACGUGAUGCACCUUUGCAUCGUAGCUCUAAUAAUUUUAUUCAAUUUCUGAUAUUUUCUGGCAUUUCUUUGGAUUUUUUCUCAACAAAGGACAAAUUCAUAAUUAUCGCCCAAUCACAAGGUUCAUCAAAAUGUCAAAAGCCACAAAAAGGAAGCACGUGACAAAGGAGGUACAGGAGGAUUUGAGCAUUCCUACGGAUACGCAAACCAUAGUACAACUGGUCGAUCCACGAGGUAAUAAUCUUCACGAAGUAAUGGACUGUUCCGGGGAGCGAUAUCUGGUGUCCAUGCCAGUGAAAUUCAGAAAAAAUAUAUGGGUCAAAAGGGGUGAUUAUGUUCUCGUCGAACCCAUACCUGAGGGGGACAAAGUUAAGGCGGAAAUCACGAAAAUACUCACCAAAGAGCACAUAAAGUAUUAUCGAUCGCAGGACUGUUGGCCAGACAAAUUUAAUACUUCCCAUCAACAGAACUCAGGAACCAUUCAAACUGAUGAUAAUUUAGGUGAGGACUCGAUGGGGGAAAUUUUCGUGAAUACAAAUCGCAGAAUUCCCAAUCGGAGGAGUUUUGAUGCAAAUGAGAGUUCCAGUUCCGAAAAUUCCAAUUCAGAUUGAUGACCAUGACAGUCAUGGCAUCAAGUAAAAUAGCGCACUCUCGUUCAAUUGUUGGUAUUAGCGUACAGUAUAAUGACAUGUUAUAAUCGUUACACGCCUCUUUCACGGGAGCUACAUUUCUGUCAUUGUAGAGGAAGUUGAAAUCAAAUUACCACUUAAUUUAUAUCUAUUCUCCUAUGUCGGAAUAAUAAUAAUAAAACACCUAAUAUUAUUGCCUAAUAUUAGGCAAUUAUAUUAUUAUUAUUUGUUAGUGCCUAAUAUUAUUUAAUUAUUAUAUAUAUAUAUAAAUAAACAUCUAGAUAUUUUGGUA